AUGUGCACUGUUCUUCUCCUGUAUCUCUCUUCUCCAUGUCCAGUUUCUCUCUAUGGUGUUGGCACUGCACAUGCGGUUGAUGGUUUACGGCAGCAGUUUGGCCAUGAAAUGAUGGGGGUUUGGUCGGAUCUCAUGGCGAUCUACAGUAGCGGCGAUCUUGUCGUGAAUGAUGGGAUCUGCAGUAGCAACGAUCUGGCGGUGAAUGGUGGGGUUUUAGCUGGAUUUGGUGGCGCCGUGAUGGAGGCUGUGCCAUCUGUGGGUGUGCUAUAUCGCGACGUUGGUGAAAGGUUGGGCUAUCGGCAUAGAAGGAGGAGAAGGCUGCGUCGUCUGUGGAGCUGGUAUCUCGCGAGGCUGCGCCAUCUGUGGAGGUGCUAUAUCGCGGUGAUGGUGCGAAGCUGGGCUGCCGGCGGAGAUGGCGGAGCCAAUGAUGAUUGUUCCAUGCUAUGGAUUUACUAUGCAUUUCUCAAGUCUGAUAAUACCACACUUCUUAUUACCAUAAAUUCUGUCGGAUGUUUCAUUCAAACUGCAUACAUUUCCUUCUACCUCUUCUAUGCACCAAAGAAGGUACAAACUAUAAAGUUAAUUUUCGUGCUGAUAGUUUGUGGGUUUGGUCUCAUCGUUCUCACGAAUCAACUUGUGGUUAAAGCUUCGAAACGUACCAACGUUGGAUGGAUUUGUCUAGUAGUUUCAUUGUGUGUAUUUAUUGCCCCUCUAGGCAUUGUGAGACAAGUUAUACAAACAAAGAGCGUCGAAUAUAUGCCAUUUCUUCCAUCAUUUUUUCUCACAAUUGGCGCUGUUAUGAAGUUCUUCUAUGGUCUACUACUCAAUGAUUUUAUCAUUGCUAUUCCAAAUGUUCUAGGCUUCAGCGUCGGGGUUCUUCAAAUGGUGCUUUAUGUAAUAUACAAAGAUGCAGACAAGGGUGAAAAGAAAAAGCUUCCUGAAAUAGCAAAUAAAAUUAUAAUUUUGGAAGAACAAAAAACUCAAGAAUUAACUGGGCAAAUUGUUGACAUUGUAAAUAUCAGUGCACUGUUAAAUUCAGAGAAAACCUCAGUUGUUUCACAGCCAAAUAAUGAUGGAAUUGAAGACACACAUGUACAUCAGAAUUUGCCCAAUGAAAUUGAAGUUAAAAUGUAA
Fraxinus pennsylvanica is the source of this 1134-nucleotide messenger RNA. The record is from the annotation of a GenBank genome assembly. NCBI's taxonomy places the organism in Eukaryota, Viridiplantae, Streptophyta, Magnoliopsida, Lamiales, Oleaceae.